AUGGAUGUUCUGGCUUUAGAGGCGAAGGGAGUAAAGUCUGAGUCAGGUUCUGCACCUGCACCUAAACCCAGAUCCAAACAACCCAAAAAACCUAAACGAAUUGUUUACUUUGAGGUGGAGAUAGUGGACGCCAAGACCAGGGAGAAGCUGUUGCUGCUGGAUAAGGUAGAACCAUCUGCUACUAUUUUAGACAUUAAGUCCAUGUUUCACAAAUCAAAUCAGCGCUGGUAUCCUGCCAGACAGUCCCUGUGCCUGGACCCGAAGGGAAAACCCUUGAAGGAUGAAGAAGUCCUCCAACAGCUUCCUGUAGGAACCACAGCGACCUUCUACUUUAAGGAUCUGGGAGCACAGAUAAGCUGGGGAACUGUGUUCCUUGCUGAAUGCGUCGGGCCACUCAUCAUCUAUCUGAUGUUUUACUUCAGGUUGCCCUUUAUUUAUGCCCCUAAGUAUGACUUCACAACCAGCAAGCACUGGGUCGUUCAUAUAGCGGGUUUGUGUCACACCUUUCAUUAUGCAAAGCGGAUCCUGGAAACUUUGUUUGUGCAUCGGUUUUGCCACGGCACCAUGCCACUGCGCAACAUUUUUAAGAACUGUUCAUACUACUGGUGCUUUGCGGCAUGGAUGGCCUACUACAUAAAUCAUCCACUUUACACACCGCCAUACUAUGGUGAGCAACAAGUAAAUACGGCGCUUGGAAUAUUUCUGUUCUGCCAGCUGGGAAACUUCUCCAUCCACAUUGCUCUGCGUAAUCUCAAACCUCCCGGUUCUAAGAUCAAGAAGUUCCCGUAUCCAACCCUCUGGAACCCUUUUACAUGGAUCUUUACAGUUGUCUCAUGCCCAAAUUACACAUAUGAGGUGGGCUCCUGGCUGGGCUUCACCGUGAUGACGCAGUGUGUUCCUGUUGCCUUCUUCACCGUCAUUGGUUUUGUGCAGAUGACUGUGUGGGCCAGAGGCAAACAUCGCAGCUACCUGAAGGAAUUCAAAGAGUACCCGACCCUGCGCUCACCUAUCCUGCCAUUCAUCCUGUAGCCUAACAAACAUACAAACACAAGCAUAUAAAGCAAAAAAAAUACUCUGCGGAGCCUGUAUGUAUUAAAUUGAUUGGUUGUCUGAUUAUAAAAAAAAAAAAGUGGAAUAUUUUGUAAAAUGCAAUAAAAAAGAAUCCAUGAUUUGCUAA
Messenger RNA from Trichomycterus rosablanca, 1177 nucleotides. RefSeq names its product trans-2,3-enoyl-CoA reductase a (gene tecra). The transcript is spliced from 11 exons. Gene Ontology annotation, biological process: very long-chain fatty acid biosynthetic process. The record is from RefSeq and is a predicted model, not a curated record. NCBI's taxonomy places the organism in Eukaryota, Metazoa, Chordata, Actinopteri, Siluriformes, Trichomycteridae. Gene Ontology annotation, molecular function: oxidoreductase activity, acting on the CH-CH group of donors. The coding region runs from base 1 to 1029 and encodes 342 amino acids.